CUCAGAGUUAUACAGAGACCAGAACGCUAGGGAUUGGAUUGGGUGGAGCGUUCACUAAACAAUUUGCACUCUGUGUGAUCCUUGGAAAAGUCCCAUAGGUCAAGUGCCUGGCACACCUGAAACUGGGGAGUACUGGAGGAGUACGCCCUGAAACGCCCUAAAAGCAAAGAGGAACCAAUCUUAUUGCUGGUGCAACACACACACACAGCUUUGAGCUGCAAAAUAAUCCAGCCUGGAGACUGGGAUCUGUGGAUUGUGGUGGAAACGUCCAAACCUUAGCUCAGGAGAUACAGAUUCCUAGGACUGGCACUGCCAUGCAUCUUGGGAAAUGGGGUGGCACUUCAUCUGAAAUGGAAUUCUGAGGGAUUACAGGGUUCAAACCCAGUUGAGUGCCAGAUUACUCACCCAACCUCGAGUUAAUUGGUCGGUGCUGGUUUUAAAGCAUUUGAGGAACUAGAAACUCAAGGCCACUCAAGACCACUUUACACAAGACUCUGGAGUAUAGAUACCACCAGUACCACCAUCAGUUUUAGGAUUGUUACUGAUCACCUCCCAGAGUGGGAAUUCUACCAGCAGGAGUGGAUAAAGCACCAGCAGGGACGGGAGCAAAGAUACCUCCGGCAGUAGAAAGAUAGAGGAGAUACCACCAGCUACUAUAGGAGUAGAAACACCCCUGGCAUCUGCACAAGUGGAGAUAUCGACUAUCCAAACAAACCACUGUUCUGAUCAGCCAUGCCCAAUUUAGAGAUGGACUACCAAUCUCUUGGCUCACCCCUGGGGAUACUGCGCUUUGCCCAGGUCUUCUUGUCCUGCACCUCCUUCAGCUUGGUGGCCAGUGUUAAUAUGUAUAACAACCCCUAUGGAAGCUGGAGCAUGUUCACGUGGUGCUUCUGCUUUGCAGUCACUAUAAUAAUAAUAGUGCUGGAGGUUACUGGCUUGUGCCGCCGUAUCCCCAUCUCCUGGGAAGAUUUCACCUCAGCCUUCUCCAUGCUGGCUACACUCAUGCUCUUCACUACUUCCAUCAUGUAUCCAUCUACCUUCCUCAGGGGCGGGUGUAGUGGCCAUUCCUGUGCCUGUCGUGGUGCAGCUACAGCCACCUCAAUAUUGUGUUUCUUUGCUUAUGCUGCAGAGGUCGGCCUGACUCGGGCAAAACCUGGGGAGGUUAGUGGUUUUCUCUCCACGGUGCCUGGGUUACUCAAGGUCUUGCAGUCCUACGUGGCUUGCUUGAUCUUCUCCCUCAUUCCAGGCAUUCCUUAUGGGGGCCUUGGUGGACUCCAGUGGUGCGUGGCUGUUUUCUCCAUCUGCUUCAUUUUCACCACCCUUAUUAUUUUCAUCACCAUCGGACGUCUUUUGGCAAUUUUAUCCACUUUUCUUGAGAAGGUCCUCAUCGGUUAUAACAUCCUGUGUGUGGCCAUGUACAUCACCGUGGCCAUCAUUUGGCCUUAUUACAAUUUCAAGGACAACCCAAGCAGACCAAACAAUUGUCAACCUAACAUUAGAUGCAUAUGGGACAAUGCCCUUGGAGUGACAUUCCUCGCCUACCUCAACCUCGUUGCUUACAUUGUAGACUUGGUUUACUCCUUCAAAAUGGUUUUCAUCACUGCCCAAGCCUAAAUUUGAACCAAACAAAUCUUUUUUUUAUUAUUAUUAUUCCCCAAGAAAGGAAAAAUUCCGGCAACACAUGAUAUUGCAUUUUUAUAUAUUUGCCUUCGUUAUCAUGCCUCCGUAUCAUAUGGCCACUGGGGGCACUGUUUCAUUGACGUGUACACCAUUUCUAAUAUCACACUGAUUGCUGCGACUGUAACUGCCGUCAGAACAGAACUGAUUUCACCAUUAUAUUGGUCUUCUUUUAUUUUAGGAUUUCUGAAUUAUUCAACUCCUGUUUUGAUUGUUAACCCCCCUUCUGGUUGGUAAGGUACCACUCGCUCUAGCUCCCAGGUUGUGGUUUAGAUGACAGCAGGGUCAGACUGGGCAUCCUAGGGCCCCACACGAGAACCUGACAUUAAGGGCCCACUCUCACAGCUAUUAAAUGCAGACAGUACUAUGUUGUAAUAGGUGUCAUAUAGAACUAGGGUACAAAUAGGAGUCCAUUAGGGGUGAGGGCCUACUGGAAGAUCUUCUGGUACCCUGGCAGGCAAGUCCAAUCCUAGCAGCACUUAAAAUUACGUGCCUUGGGGUUAGUGGUCUGUGUUUGUGUGUAUCUGCUUAAAGGAUAAAUAAACCUUAAAAAUAAGUGCUAUUCUAAGCACUUUUGCA
Molecule: messenger RNA, 2256 nt
Organism: Xenopus laevis (African clawed frog)
Lineage: Eukaryota; Metazoa; Chordata; Amphibia; Anura; Pipidae
Product: myeloid-associated differentiation marker
Exons: 1
Coding region: 733-1614 (293 amino acids)
Source: RefSeq, a predicted model, not a curated record